Messenger RNA from Striga hermonthica, 411 nucleotides. Lineage: Eukaryota; Viridiplantae; Streptophyta; Magnoliopsida; Lamiales; Orobanchaceae. The record is from the annotation of a GenBank genome assembly.
AUGGCCCGCACCAAGCAGACUGCCCGCAAAUCCACCGGCGGCAAGGCCCCCAGGAAGCAACUCGCCACCAAGGCCGCAAGGAAGUCCGCCCCAGCCACCGGCGGCGUGAAGAAGCCACACCGCUUCCGUCCGGGAACCGUCGCCCUCCGGGAGAUCCGCAAGUACCAGAAGUCCACUGAGCUCCUCAUCCGCAAGCUCCCCUUCCAGAGGCUGGUGCGCGAGAUCGCCCAGGACUUCAAGACCGACCUCAGGUUCCAGAGCUCCGCCGUGGCGGCGCUGCAGGAGGCGGCGGAGGCCUACCUGGUCGGGCUCUUCGAGGACACCAACCUCUGCGCGAUUCACGCCAAGAGGGUGACCAUCAUGCCCAAGGAUAUCCAGCUUGCGAGGAGGAUCAGGGGUGAGCGGGCUUAG